Indicator indicator is the source of this 1380-nucleotide messenger RNA. RefSeq names its product cyclin dependent kinase 10 (gene CDK10). Lineage: Eukaryota; Metazoa; Chordata; Aves; Piciformes; Indicatoridae. Bases 1 to 1098 code for a protein of 365 amino acids. Gene Ontology annotation, biological process: protein phosphorylation; regulation of mitotic cell cycle. The transcript is spliced from 13 exons. Gene Ontology annotation, molecular function: ATP binding; cyclin-dependent protein serine/threonine kinase activity. The record is from RefSeq and is a predicted model, not a curated record. Gene Ontology annotation, cellular component: nucleus.
AUGGCGGAGGGCGGCUCUGGCGACGGGGAGCUGGAGCCGCUGCGGCUGCGGAGGCUGCGGGGAGAGGGCUUCUUCGAGGUGCCGGCGGCCGACCGGCUGGGAAGAUGCCGGAGCGUGAAGGAGUUCGAGAAGCUGAAUCGGAUUGGAGAGGGCACCUAUGGCAUAGUGUACCGGGCCCGGGACACUGUGACAGAUGAGACUGUGGCGUUGAAGAAGGUGCGGAUGGAUAAUGAGAAAGAUGGGAUGCCCAUCAGCAGCCUGCGGGAGAUCACCCUGCUCCUGCAGCUCCGGCACCCCAACAUCGUGGAGCUGAAGGAGGUGGUUGUAGGGAACCAUCUGGAGAGCAUUUUCUUAGUGAUGGGCUACUGUGAGCAGGACCUGGCCAGCCUUCUUGAGAAUAUGCAGACACCUUUUUCAGAGGCUCAGGUGAAAUGCAUCAUCCUACAAGUCCUCAAGGGCCUGCAGUACCUCCAUGAGAACUACAUUAUCCACAGGGAUCUGAAGGUGUCCAACCUGCUCAUGACUGACAAAGGCUGUGUGAAGAUUGCUGAUUUUGGACUGGCACGCACCUAUGGGAUGCCACCAAAGCCAAUGACCCCCAAAGUCGUCACACUCUGGUACCGAGCACCCGAGCUGCUGCUGGGGAUGACAACGCAGACCACCAGCAUCGACAUGUGGGCUGUGGGCUGCAUCCUGGCUGAGCUGCUUGCACACAAGCCACUGCUGCCAGGCACCUCUGAGAUCCACCAGAUCGACCUCAUUGUGCAGCUCCUGGGAACACCCAAUGAGAACAUAUGGCCUGGUUUCUCCAAGCUGCCCCUGGCCAGUCAGUACACACUGCGGAAGCAGCCCUACAACAACCUCAAGCACAAGUUCCCCUGGCUGUCGGAGGCUGGGCUGCGGCUCCUCCACUUCCUCUUCAUGUACGAUCCCAAGAAGAGGGCAACAGCAAAGGACAGCCUGGAGAGCUCCUACUUCAAGGAGAAGCCCUUACCCUGCGAGCCAGAGCUGAUGCCCACCUUCCCGCACCACCGGAACAAGCGGGCGGCCAGUGGCAGCGCAGGGACAGAGAGCCAGGCUAAGUGCAGCAAGCCAUGAGCCCCAUCCUGAGGGAGGCAGCAUGGCACAUGGGAUGGAUUGCCUCAGCCAGGAAGUGCCACAGCUCCAUCCCUUCCUGGGGUAGCUCCUGACUUGGUUCCUCUGGUACUGAGACAAGAGAGGGACACUGCCACCCAGCCCCUCUUACGCAUCUGCCCCAGAACUGGGCAGACUCCAUACUGGGUGAACACAGCCGCACUGGCAGGAGGGAGGAGAAAUGGGGCCCAAGGACCACCAUGGGCUGCUGGCAGGGCCAGCCCUGUACCUUGGAGCCUCCUGGUA